Pararge aegeria (speckled wood butterfly) is the source of this 13596-nucleotide messenger RNA. RefSeq names its product disintegrin and metalloproteinase domain-containing protein 10 (gene kuz). Gene Ontology annotation, molecular function: metalloendopeptidase activity. Gene Ontology annotation, biological process: Notch signaling pathway; membrane protein ectodomain proteolysis. NCBI's taxonomy places the organism in Eukaryota, Metazoa, Arthropoda, Insecta, Lepidoptera, Nymphalidae. The record is from RefSeq and is a predicted model, not a curated record. The transcript is spliced from 16 exons. Gene Ontology annotation, cellular component: plasma membrane. The coding region runs from base 1678 to 4368 and encodes 896 amino acids.
GUUAUAGAUUGUUUUUUUUUAACAUUACUGUCAGAAGUACAAACAGAUAAGUAUGUAUGUACACUUUUUUAAUUGACAAUCAGUUGAAAGAUGCACGUUACAUAAACGUUAGCGACAACGUUCUCGCCUUAUAGUAUGUGUCGAUGCAGGCCUUCGCUAUAUCGACUCCGGUUUAACUCACAACUUCGGGCGACUAGUCGACCACAUGACUUCAACGAGUAGGCAACUCGGCAUCACCCAGUCUACAGCUCAGUAUCGACUGUACAACAAGGAGAUAGCAACGCGUCGUCGACGAGCGGCAAGCGGGUUGUAGGAAGUUGAAGUCUUGUUAGAACUUUAUGCUGCACGACAUUACCAUGCUCUUAAUUAUGGAGUUGGUGUCGAACUGUCGAGUCGAUAUGGUACGCUAAGGUCUAGCGUCUGUUGUCGGAACGGAUUUGUAAUAAUAACGACUUGGGCCUAGGAGACACUGCACGUCUAUUUUGCGCCCUGCCGCGCAGACGUGUUCGUCCUGUGUCCUGGAUAAACUGCGUGUCUAACAAAGUUUUCGUAUCCUCUUUGUGUAUGAUGAAAUAUUUAUCGUCCGUUCAUCUUAAUCCGACGCGUGAACUGAUUGGCAAUAAAGUGCUGCAUGUUUCUUUUGUUUCGAUUUAUUAUUUACGUGAGAAACAAAUAACAUGUAACGACUUCUUAUAUAGGGCACUGAUCACUUGCAGCAUUAAAAAACCUUAAACAGAUCCCGAUGUCAAGUCUAACCACAUCGUACCUAAUUCAUUUUACACGCUUCCGACUUACGAUUGCUUUUACAAAUCUACUAGGGAAAUUAGGGACUAUAUCCCUCAUAUAAACUUAAAACUUAUUGAAUGUAAGCUUACAAAGGUUACGGAAGCUAGAUAAUGAUUCUGUUCUGUUUUUGUUAAAUAUAGUUUAAAAUUAAGCAAAGCAUGAAGUUUUACGCAUAAAUCUAUGAUUAAUAUUUAUUAUUUCGUCAAGAUAAGCGGGACAAAUAAUCUUGAAACAGUAUAGGAGUAUCGUCCCAAUAAACUUUUUCGAGAUGGUGCUAUCUUUACGUUGCACGUAGCGUGUAGUGUUUAUGUACUCUUUGUAAAAAGGUGCAGUCUAAUGGGGCCUUUCUCCAAACCAUAAACUAAAGAAAUCAAAAUGGCUGCCCCUCUGAGUGUCCAACAAAAUCUGACAAUCUAUUUGUCAAAUGGCAACAUCAAUAAAAUUCCAAUAUGUCAGUCGACCUGUCGGAAAGUACAGAAAAUGCCUUUGCAGUCAUUGUGUAUAGAAAUAUAAGUUAUAAAUAUGUGAAUAUUAGUUAAAGAUGGAUCAAUAAUGCAAAAGUGGAAUUGUUUUUAUUUGUAUUUUUUAUUAGAACUCAAAAAGUUGCGUUCCCCCAGUUGAUUAAGUUAAACAGGACGAAAAUAAUUUGUUAUUUAUUUAUUGUUUCGACUGAAGCUAAACCGUGGCUGCAUCAGUAAUCGGUGGUGUUGUGAGGCGUGUUUGUACAGUUUUUUAUUUAUUAAAUUUAAGAUUUGUUGUAAUGUAAAUAAAAAAUAUUGUUUGCACGCGCAUGCGUUUCCAUCGAAAACAGACAAAGGUUUUGUGUGGUUCGAAAAUCAGCUGUGUAUGCGAUGGCUUAGUGAUACCAAAAGUGUGUGUUUAUAAGCGACAAUGUUCAGUGAAAUUGGAUACAUUAUUCUGUUGCUCCUCGCCUUUCCAUACAUUGAAAGUGCAUCUCGGCGGCUCAGUGAAUAUGUGGAACACUACGAGCCCCUGGAGUAUGACGCAGAAGCGGUCCACGCACAUCACAAGCGAACGCGAAGGUCGGCUAGCCCGCCCGACCUUCACAUCAGCUUUCAUGCACACGAGAGGCACUUCAAGAUGCGUCUGCGGCGCGACUUGUCAGCCUUCAGCGAAGAUUUUAAGGUGGAAGGAUCUCAGGGUCAGCUACAUGACGUUGACACAUCACACAUCUAUCACGGAGAGUUGGUUGAUGAGCCACAGUCAGCAGUGUUCGGCUCGGUGACGGACGGAGUGUUCGAGGGGAAGAUAGUGCUGAACGACGGCGCUUACUAUGUGGAGCACGCGCGGCGCUAUUUCCCGCCGAACGGGACGCGCACGCGAGUCCACUCCGUCAUCUACCGCGAUGGCGACGUCGUGGAUCCAUACGCGCAUAGAAGACACGGUCACGUUGGAGGGUGCGGAGUGACAGACGAGGUAGUGCAAUGGAUGGAGCGCAUACAAAACUCGGGUGUAGACGACGACACCCCCGUCUCCGCCGCUCCCACGCACACGUAUCAUUCACUGGCGGCGCCCAGCUCGCAGCACCCCAACAGCUUGAGGGAUGAUUCGACUAGGAACUGGGACUUUCAUACUUACAACAAGUAUUCACGAGCCGCGAACACCGGCGAACAUUCGCGAGUUAGACGAGCGGCGGCCGACGAAAAGAUAAGAAAUAUGUGUUCACUUUAUAUACAGACAGAUCCGCUUAUAUGGCGGCAUAUUAGGGAAGGUUUUCCGGAUCACCGAGACCCUCAUAAAAAGAGCGAGGUAGACGCUAAAACACGAGAAGAAAUUCUGUCACUUAUAUCGCACCACGUGACCGCAGUCAACUACAUAUACCGAUACACGAAAUUCGACGGUCGCAAGAAAGAACACCGAAAUAUACAGUUUGAAGUACAAAGGAUAAAGAUCGACGACGAUUCAUUGUGUACCCCACAUGUGUUCGGGAGCGAAAGCAACCAGUUUUGCUUAGAAAAUAUCGACGUGUCAAAUUUUCUGAACCUCCACUCACUCGGCAACCAUGAAGACUUCUGCCUUGCCUACGUGUUCACGUACAGGGAUUUCACUGGAGGCACACUGGGGCUCGCAUGGGUAGCAAGUGCUAGUGGCGCCUCUGGAGGUAUCUGCGAGAAGUAUAAGACAUACACAGAGACGACCGGCGGCAUGUACCAGAGCACGAAGCGCUCUCUGAACACUGGAAUCAUCACAUUCGUUAACUAUAACAGCAGAGUGCCGCCCAAAGUGAGCCAGCUUACACUAGCGCACGAGAUCGGGCAUAAUUUUGGAUCUCCGCACGAUUACCCUUCGGAAUGCCGUCCGGGAGGACAAGAGGGCAACUACAUAAUGUUCGCUUCCGCAACUUCGGGCGAUCGACCCAACAACAGUCGUUUCUCAACUUGUUCUGUCGGCAAUAUCAGUGCAGUGCUAGAUGCCGUGCGUGACGGCCGCAAACGAGACUGUCUCAAAGAGAACGCUGGCGCCUUCUGCGGUAACAAGAUCGUUGAGGAUGGCGAAGAGUGUGACUGCGGUUAUAACGAAAAGGAAUGUAAUGAUCGUUGUUGCUACCCAAGACAGUUGAGCAACUAUGAUGUUGAAAGAAACAGUUCUGCAAAAGGCUGCCAACGGAGAGCCCACACACAGUGCAGUCCAUCACAAGGCCCCUGCUGCAACGCCCAGACCUGUGAAUUCGUAUCAGCUGUGACCAAUCAGACGUGUAGAGAGGCCACUGAAUGCAGUCACGCCUCGUUCUGUUCCGGCCGAUCUGCUGAAUGCCCCAACCCGCGCGCUAUGAACGACCACACAAAAUGCAAUAAUGGUACACAAUUAUGUAUCAAGGGGGAAUGCAGUGGCUCUAUCUGUCUUGCGUGGAAUAUGAAGGAGUGCUUCCUAUCCUCAUCGCCCACGAAGAUAGGCGACGGCGUAACUGCAGUUGUCAACAGAAGGGCGUUAUGUCAGUUGGCCUGCCAGACCGGGCCCGACCCAGAAUCUUGUAGGAGUACAGCGGAAUUCGCCCAUCAAGUGGGCCUGCCAACUGGUGGCAUUAGUUUGCGACCUGGAUCACCGUGUGAUAACUUCCAGGGCUACUGCGACGUGUUCUUAAAAUGCCGCGCAGUGGACGCCGAGGGUCCCUUAGUGAGGCUGAAGAAUCUUCUGCUAAACCGCGCGACAUUGCAGACUGUGCAAGCGUGGGUCACAGAGCAAUGGUGGGCCGUUUUGCUCGGUGGGGUGGCCCUCAUUGUAUGUAUGGGUGCUUUCGUCAAGUGCUGCGCCGUUCAUACGCCUUCUUCUAAUCCGAAGAGACCGCCAGCAAGGCGGUUGUCUGAGACGCUGCGCCGCCCGAUGAACACGCUGCGGCGCAUGCGCGGCGCGGCAGGGGAGGCGCGGCGCGCGGGCAGUGCGCAGCGAGCGCCCCGCCCCGGACACCGGCGCGCGCGGCAACACAAGGGCUACGCGCCGCCGCUCACCUACGCCGCCAGAGAUCUCGCGUCAGCGCCGCCCGGGCCGAGCGGUCGCCGCACAGAGCCGUACGCGAACGCAUACCCGCAGUCAUACGAGAUGCGUCCCGCGCAGAAGGUCUGACAGUACGAGCCAGGCGGGGCGGGGCAGCUUGAGCUGGUUGCGCUGGCGCCCGGCGUGCCGCUACUGCUGGGCUACGUGUGCCGCGCGCCCGCGCCCGCCGCGCCCGACCGCACCGUCACCGUCGCCUCGCAGACCACCAUCACGCUGCACUCGCCCGACACGCUCGCCGUCACGCACCACCCGCCGCCCGACCAGCGGGACAAGUAAGCGCGUACCAGCGACCGCAAUGGCGAGGCUUGUGAGUUGAACCCGCCGUUACACGCUCACCCAUCUCAGCUUCCCCUUAUCCAAGUUGAUUGUUUUAAAUCGUUACGCUGUAGAAAUUAAUGUGUGAGUACACUUUAUUGUACACAAAAAUACUAAAAUAAUAAUAACAAAAAAAAUAAACAUUGAAUACUAUAGAAUUAGCAGCCUUAUUGCUAAAAAUCGAUCUCCGCCAUGCAAUAAAACUGACGAGAAUAUUUUGACGUGCAGACACAGGAAUAGGUAAAGGUUACAUAAUAAUAGGUUUUUGUAUUACAUUAUUAUGGCACAUGACGACCACGUGGUUACCACGUGAUACCACGUGACGCAUCGUUAUAUACCGAGCCAAUUUAGAUUUUUUUUUCUUUUGGGGUCUUACGUGCGUUCGGUAUGGCUUAGUCGUCGCGUAUUUUGAGUCUAGUAGAACAUUUAAAGGCUAGAAGGUAUUUUGUUAUAUCACUGAGUAACCACGUGGUGAUUGAUCAUGUGACAAAAUUAAGUUACCAUUUCAUUUCUUUCUAAAGCGUCAACGAUCACAGAUAGUCUACUUGGCUAAGAGGACAUGGCUGUUCGACGAAAGUGUUCAUAUUGGUGGGUAUACACACAUCCUCCAAAAAUCAUUGGUGAUUGGGCUAGACAAGCCACCCAAUAUAAAUUUAGAACGUUGUGCGACAGUGAAGUUUGUGAACAUUAAAACCUGAUGGUAUAAAUGAAUAUUGCCUGAUGGUGUAUAGUGAGAUUCGCGCAAACCUUGUGAUAGUAACUACAAACUACAACGAGUCCAAAGAGCAGACGAACGCGUCUCGCAGGAACAUUAAAGCUGAUCGCACAUAAGAGACGAACCACAUGCGGCGAAUUUUCAUUUAAAAUAAGGAAGUUUGGUUGUCUAGGAAAUGAGGAUGUCGUUAUCAGCACGGAUUUCCAGUAUUGAAAAUGCGUUCCUUGCGGCUGGUCUUCGUAAUGUGACAUCAACUUACCUCGAUCGCCCUAUCCUAAUAUCGAAGGCUGUUGGUUAAUUUUAACGCCCAAGGUUAAUAAUAAAAUCAAUCUAAUCCAAAAUCUUCAGAUAGUAGAUUGAAUUUAAUUUAGUGCUAUCCUUAUAUUGCAGAAAAAAGAAGGAAAAGGAAAGCAAUAGUAAAUUCGAUCUAUCAUAUAAAGGGUUUAUAUAAGAUUGAUUAUUGAUUUUUCGGGCGUAAAGAUAUGCAAAUAAUACCCAUCCUACCUAUUCCGCAUCUAUUUUGUCUAUACAAAAUGUACAAACUAAUUAAAGGAGGUUUUACUCUAAGUGCUAUAUAUUACUGGAAUGUUUGUAUAUAACCUAGGCAUACCAUUGUCGUCGGAUCAUAGGCUAUAUAACGUCUUAAUGGCUUCAUAUCGAACGAGUUCUUUUUAGGGUUAACUCAUUCACGGGUGAUGAUUUAUAAGAUUUCGUCGCAUUCUAAGUGAGAUUGUGGAUAUUUGAUAGUAUUGAAAAUAUUUUAGCACUUAAGAGAUGCUCGUAAUAAUUGGAUCUAUAGCUUUAUAAAUAAAACAAUACCUGAUAAGUUCGAUGCUUUCCUAAUCGGCCACAUCCGGAGUUCUCCGGUGUCCCCAUUUUUGUUUUACUCAUAUCCUCCAAACACGAUUUCCGUUUAAACUUAAACAUCCUUUUUCCAUUAUAUGGUUGCAACGACGAACAUGAGCGUAAAUUUUACCAUUCCAUACUAAUCCAGUACAUGAAGGUAAUUCCUUUGCGACGUUUGUAUGGAUUUACUGAUGAUGAUGUAUCAGUAAAUCCCCUUAAAAUAGGGAACCAGUAUUAUUUGAAUUAAUUUCUAGAAUAUGACCUCUGAGAAUCUCGUCUUUAAUAAACACAAAUCGCUGCCCCCUAAUAAGUGCAAUAAAUAGGUUCAAACUCUGACAUUAAAUACUAAACUUUCUAUAACUAAAACUAGGUCGAUCUUGAUGAGUAAAUCAUAAACCACAGACCUGGAUAUUGUGGUUAUGCUUACUAGGUAAACCAGAUUCGCGAUAGAUACAAAAAAUAAUUAGUAAAAUAAUUAUAAAGUCUGUGAGGCAGAGUUAUUGCAUUUUUCGUAAGGACGCCGGAAUGGUUUAGUAACGCUAGUUGAUAACCAGUUUCUCGAAUAUUCUGGCACUUUUCUGCAACUUUAGCGACCAAAUACCCAAGAAAUAAAUAAGUGAGUUUAUCUUAACGCGUACUUAGAACACGCUAGAUGCCUAGAUAGGCCGUAUCCUAACUAAAUAGAGAUUGUUAUAGUAUUAAAAUAGUAGCAAAAAUUACAUUCCAAGAUGUAACUUUACUGCCCGUGACUUAUUAACCAACGACUGAGAGAGCAUAGGGCUUACCUUUCAGCAGCUUGAGCAACUUUUUAGACGUUUCCGCUACUCAAACUCGCAAUAAAAUGGGGAGCGUCUAAAGAGUAGCUUAAACUAAUGUAUCCACUGAGAGGUCGGCCUGAAUUUAUAUUCUAAUAAAUAGGAUUACUUUAAGCUUACCGCGUCCAGUAAACCAAGUCGUAGCCAGAAACCAAAUUCUAAACAAAUGUGAAUUAUAGCCUCUUGCUUUAAGUCUUAUUCAAAAGCAAUUAUUUACAAUAUAAUCUAAAGAUUUAAUGUCCACAAAUACUGAAAAAUUUAGAGAAUCUCUAGAAAUAACAUGUUUGUGUCUGGUUACAGCCUUUUUAAUGUUUGAUGAUGAUAAUGGUGUAAAUUUUACUGUACAUAAAUCUGAUAUCUUGAUUUAUCAUAUAUUUGCAAUUAUGCAACGCUAACGAGGGGCCAUUAGUUCAUUAAAUAUCAAAGCAACCUGUGCCAGUCAUGAGCCCAUUAAAACAUUCCUGCAAGGUCAAGGGCAGAGCAGUCUGAAAUAAACUUUGCUUGCAGAAUCGCGUAGAAUUCAUUUGUGUACUUAUGCAGAAUACAUCUUAAUCUUUCUUUCCAUAAAUCUCGUAGGAAAUCCUUAUUUUUUCGGCAUAAAAAGUAUCUUAUAUCCUUGUUAGGCAUCUAUCAAGCAAAUAUGUUAAGAUUAAUUUCGGCAUCAUAGGUUGAUCCGUGCAAAAGUAACAAAUAAACAAAGAGACAUAUUUUAAUAUUAGCAUGGAUUAAUUUUUAUUGGAUUUGGACCAUGUUAAACUGAUAAACCGCGUUGCAACAGCGUGGCCGGCUCAAGGGAGACAAAGAGGAGGCUUAUGUCUUGCCAUGGGGAUUUUAUGGACCAAGUAUGAUGGUAUUAUCCGUGGAAUAUCUACGCGAGCAUGGAAGACAGAAUUUGAUGCACGGCAUGCCGAAAGAUUAUCUUGGGCGCGUUUUUUAUUUUUAUAUAAUUGAUUUAUUUAAAUACAAUUAAUUCUGUUUUUAGUCUAUGAACUCCAUAUCAAUUGAAUUUAGAUAGAUUUGUGUACAGAAAAAUUCACCAUUUGGUUUACCAAUUUGAAUGGAAGUAAAAUGGAAGUAAAUGGGUACAUCGGUCUGCUUUAGACUAUAUUUAACUUACCCUGUGUUCACAAACCUUUCUUGUGUUGUUCACACAGCAUAGGUUAAGUCAAUCAGGACCCUUAUUCUCGCAUUGUCUUCGUUUCCUUAGCCCUAUGCUUAAAAAUUGACUUUUUGUAGGGAUUUGCACACAGGAAUUUGCUGUUUGCGUCAAGCGAAUACUUGGAUACCUGUCCACUUUAAUCUUUUAACAAUAAUACCAAUUCUGUUGUACAAUUACAAUUCUUGAUGUGAAAAUUUCCGACACUCUUUGUAUGAAGAUGUAUCAUUUAGUUUCGUUCAAUUAAGUCUCUGCAUAUGAGAAUCUGGGUUCUGAUUAUAGUAAUAUGACGUAAUGAUUGUGAAUACUUUGGUUAGUGUUGAAAUAACGCCUUCCAUGGUGGAAGCAAUGAGACAACUGGGCGUCCGCCAAACUGAGCUUACAGAAAUCUUAAUAAUACAAGGUAAUACAAGUGCCAGGGGAAUUUCACCAGAGCUGCCAACCUACCAGCUUCUGCCACUUUAUAAAUAUAGGGAUAACAUUUUAAGCUUCAGUAUAGGCCUGGCAGAUAGGUGUUCUAUUGUUUAUUUGAAUAAACAUAGAUCCCUAAAUUUAUUAAUGGUGACGUUCAAAAUUACUUAAAGCAGCAAUAUGAUCCUAGUAAUGCCCGGAUCUUUUUAUACAUAUACUGGGCCAGACUAUGUCAAUAACUGUUUUUUAAUAGUAUUCCUGUCCAUUGCUGGACACAAAGCCUGAGAGUGGCUUGAGGAUUAUUCCACAAUUAAAAUGCUGGGCACAAGAAAGAUGGCUUGGUGAUAACAGAAGAUGGUAGUAGUAGCACAAAGGACGCUACAACGAUGGCCGCCCGUUUUCCUUUAUAUUCCCUAAGUCGCUUAGUACGACACCCGCGGGAAGAGAAGGGUUAUUGACAGCUGUAUUCUGAUCUGCCGUCACUAUACGGCACUAUUCCAGAAAACCAAUAAUAAUGCCAAGUACGCUGUACACAGAUAUCAGAUCUUAACUAAAUUGACUAGUUUAAACGUAGUACCAUACCUUUCAUUUUGUUCUUUGUGGAAACGGAUAUAGUGUGCGCGCAACCGCUAGUCAUUGCCUGAGGUAUGUCAGCGUUGAGACAUUGACGGCGCGAUUGACGAAACGUACAUGUUAUGUUCGUUUGGAACAAACUGGCGCGAAUAAUUCAGUUGGGUAACCGUCGCGGUGUUCGACGGCAGACUAAGUCAGCUCUGACGUUUGUCUAACUCCCUCCGUCCUGCCGCUCACAUACCUCAGGCGGUGACUAGUGGCUAUACUAAAGAACAAUUUGAAACUUGUCAAUUUAGUCAAAUUAGAUAUAUCUGUACAGCAGAAUUGGUACCUUUACCUUAUUAUUUAGAUUUCUGCGGCUAAGCCUAACCGAAUGGUGUUCUAUCAAAUAAGCUAUUAUUUUUAUACGAGAUUAGUAGAAUAGGGCGCGAAAUUCCACCAGUAACGCUCCAAGGAACUCCGACCGGACAUUUAUGUAUAUUUUUGUAUAUAAAUGACGACUAUAUAAAGGCUACCAAUGUAAAAAUAUCAUGCAAAUAAUAACUAUAAACGUACCGUUAUUAGUCUAUAUACAAACAGACUACAUUUAAACCGCAGGCCAACUGGAAAACUGUCGUUGAUAUAACAGUUGAAUCAACUGUAAUAAUGCAGUUGACUUGUCAGUUAUGACAGCUGCAAUAUAAAUUUUGAAAAUGGUGCAAUAAUGAUUAUCGCAAUGCUUUUCGGUGGUAGCUAGAAGAUCAUAAAUUUUUCCAACAAACAAUUUCAAUGAUCAUCAACAGUAUCUCAAAAGGCGAAUGUUUACUGCUGGGCAUUGUCGUUAUAGAGAUUUUGUAUGCCAGCUACAACCUACGAUUAGUUUGAUAUUGCGAGGAAAAUAAGAAAUAAAGCUUCCUUUCAAUACGCUCUUGAUCUUGUUGUAUUUGUUGCCAAUUCUGGUGUACUUACAUCUCUGAACUAAAUUAAAGUCACUAAUCUUAAAAAAGUUCUGUAAAAAAAAUAUUCGAUAAAAAAAUUGCAAAAAAAAGACAACACUACUGUAAUAUAAACUGUCGUGUUAAUAAAAAACGCGACUUUUAACUGAGUCUAGGACCUUCAUCUCCUAAAUGUCAAAAGUCGCGAUUUAAUCAGCAGGGCUGAACUGAAUUUGCAUUAUUGUCUUAAUUAAGUCAUAGGCAGAUUGGGUCUGGUCGUAUCGCGGCUGGUCUGGUCCGGGUCACGUCAGAAUAUUACCCAACUGGCUUGCGGUUCAAAUGCAAUCAGUCUGUAUACACAAUUAGAAUAAUGUAAGUUUAAUGCGUUAUUUUACUGAAUCUCCGUAAUGUAAUGUAAUUUUUAUAUAAUGUUAUUUUAAUGUAAUAUUAUAUAACGUAAGCGGAAUGUUGAGGUGCCAUUAUACCAAUUUGUAUUCCAAGUUUUGUUACAACUUCCUGUGUCUUUAAUGUGAUUUCGUGAGUGAUUGAUAUAAAAAAAUGUAAAGAAACCUGUGGGCUCAAGUUGUUGACUAAUAGUUUUGUAAAGUUUUUUCUCAAUAUCAUUUGAAACUUCAAAGUUUAUUAUUAUGAAUGUUUGUCGUCGACGUUUUUCGUCGCUUUACAAUUAAUUAGUUACAAUUUAUUAAAAAUAAAGUUACGCGUACCCUUAAAUGUGAACACGCGAACGAAGUGAAACUUCUUUGGAUUAUUGUCAUACGCUCGUAUUUUGUUUGUUUUAAAAAACUUUUGAUUAGGUUGGGUCGGCUCGGAACCGGUCCGGUCCGGGUCAAGUCAGAUUAGUUGAAAUUAUACGGAUAUUAUAAGAAUAGAUGGAAGCAUGAAAUGGAACCAGUAUUUUAUGCUUAAACACUUACUAUUAAAACAACAUACGGGUCCCAAAGAAGUUUCACUUCAUAAAUGAAAUUAAAGCUUAUAUUAAUUAGUCUUCCUUAUGACAACUUAACGUUAAUUGUUUAGUAUAUUAUUUAGAUGUAAAUGUGAAAUUUGAACAGUAUUGCCAAAUGAUCAAAUGUUACUAGACUGAAAAAAUUUCUCAACAUUAUUGUAAUAAAAUUUUGCAUUUCUAAUUUAUUCCGCGCUUAAUGCGCUUGUUUGGCUCAAACGUACUUUAUUAAGUGUAUGAUUUAUCGACUUAUUACAACAAAAAAUAGCAUAUCAGAAAUAAAACUCACUGUCGAGUAUAACCUAAACCCAUCAAUCUGUUGUAUUGUUUCAGUUUAAUUGAUCUCUAAGUAUUAUUUUUUUUCUCAAAUGUAUUUCAUAGUGUAACAUUCGUCGUGCAAGCCAAAGAGCAUGAUGUAUUCUUAUGAUUUCUAUACAUUAAUGUUAAGAGUCAAUCUUUUUAAGUAACAACACAGUAUUACAAUAUUUAUUUACAGGAGGGCAACACUUUGAUCCCGGACGUAACCGUUGACUUGUAGGUAGUAAAUAUUUAGGUUCUCAUAGCACAUCAGCACAGCUUAACACAGGCUACUGUCGCAGGAAAGAGGGAGUUAGAACAUUGUUCCACCAGGCUCCUUCAAUGCGAGUUAACGGGUAACAGAUUAUUACCAUAUUCUAUAAAUAAUAACUGGGACGGACGCUACAUGCUCCCCGGUCCAAGGGGAUGGACAACGCAACUUCCUAACUCCGGGCUUUCCUUACUUACCCAAAAAAAAAAUGGAACGUAAUACUUAUUUAAAUUUGCUACACUAAACCAACGAGGCAAUACAUAAACAAAAGAUGUAACAAAAAUGAAACAUAAAGCACGAUCGGUUGGUUCUUUUAAUGCCUCCUGCAUCUCCACAUACUCGGAACUCUAAACCCUGAAAGCUGAUGAAAAUUGUUGACCCUCUUUGAUAGUGAAAACGUGAUUACUAAUUAAUUUAUUUUGACUUCAAUUGUGACACCUUAAAAAAGGAAGUGUGAUUCGAAGUCAGUAAGCCAAGCCAAAAUGACUGAUACGGUUUCCGAGAAUCCUCCACUAAAGUUGCUCAACUGUAUGUAUUGUAAAACUGUAGCAAUAGUUGAAUGCCUUUUCAGCAAAGAUUUAAAUUGUUAGAUAUAAAUUCAUUUGGCAAAAGUAUUCCUCGUAAAACGAAUGGGCUCACUCAUUCGGCAUUAAGGAAUGUCGCACUGUCAUAUUAUGACUAAUGCUCGUUUUCACUAAACCUAGGAAACGCUUAAACCUAAUGGAUAACAAAUUGGGUGAUGCGUAGAAAAAAAUAUUUCACCAAUUUUUUGAUGAUGAGUAACGACAUUACGCCAUCGCCAUCAAAAGUUACGACACCGAUUCGGCGUUGCAAAUUGACAAAUAAAAAAAUUAGAAAUUAGGUUUUUUUUAAUAACCUUAAUUCCAUACGAAAAAUUAAAAUUGUAACAAUAUAAACACAAAAUACCACACCUUGUGACAAGAAUUAUAGAAAAGUUAGGUUCUAGGUUAGGAGUUUUCUAGUAAAAAUCGAUCGAUGAAAGGUAAAGGUCGUCGUUAGUGAAAACGGACCGUUGUAACCGUUAGUAACCGUUGAGUGGUAAAAAAGAUUCCUACUGUCUAGACUCAAAAAUGCCUAGUUAAUCAAGUGGCGUUUUCAACUGCUAAUGAAGUGUUCGAGCACUUUCCAAUAAAAUGGGUCUAAUGUUUCUCGUUUUAGAAUAGGAAAUUCUGUACUUCUGAUUUUUGAUUUGCAAUAGUUCUGCCAAAAGCCCAAACUUAAGAACUGAAAGCAAAUUUGAGCUUUAACUUAAUGCCAAUAAGAACUAUUUGACUCGGAUGUUCAAGUAUUUCCAUACUCUAAAACGACUCUAAGAUUGCGAGCGAGCUAAUCGUGUACUAGGCUACUGGCCAGCAGUGGUGAACUAUAAGUUGAAUAUGAAUUGUCUUUAUAAUUAAAUAUUUAGCUUUCGUGCGCAAAAAUUGAACAGUAGUCAAUAGAUAUAUGGAUGGAUAUAUCUAAGUGUUAAUUAUGAUAUAAUAGCAUUUGAAUGCUCACCAUCGUAGAGUAGUAUUUGGGUAACAUAAAACUGUUGGAGAUAAUAAACCUAAUGUUUUCGUUUUAAGGCUUCUACAGUUCGUCUACACUCCUGCGGUCGGCGCUCUUAGUGUUUGAGCUACAGCAAAGCUAGUUCAUUUAAUAAAAACCUCCAAUGUUUAUGGUCCAUAUAGUAGGAAUCUUUUAACAGAUGCACAUAAAAAUAUUACAGUUAUUAUAUGCAACGAUUUAAAUCUUUGCCUGUAUUAAAAUACUUAUGACGACAGUACACAAGUUCUUGUAAUUUGUAAUAUAAAUAUUGUAUAUUUGUAUGUAAACCGCGAGGGUAAUGUUUCCGUUGUAGAGUGACUCGACCAAUCGUCUAUUUGGUGGUAAGUUGUAACCAUCGUGUAGUUAUCCAUGGCAUUAUGUCUUCUAAAUGUAAGCUAGUUUACCUACAAUAGAAUAUUUAAAUGACAAUGUGAAUAUUUUUAAUUAAAACAUGAAUGUUACAACAUGUGAU